AUGUCGUUAAACAGAGACCUAGAUACAAAAUUAAAAUUCAAAACAUCGAAAAAAUUGAAAGUAUCAUCCACAUUCGAAUCCAUGUCAUUAAAACCAAACCUACUGAAAGGUAUCUACUCUUAUGGUUUCGAAUCACCUUCCUCAAUUCAAUCAAGAGCUAUCACUAGAAUCAUCGCAGGUAAUGAUGUCAUUGCACAAGCUCAAUCUGGUACCGGUAAGACGGCCACUUUUACCAUUGGAAUGUUACAAAUUAUUGAUUCUGAUAAGAAACAAUUACAAGGUUUGAUAUUAUCCCCCACAAGAGAAUUGGCUGUUCAAAUUAAUCAAGUAGUGGGGAAUUUAGGUGAUUAUAUGAAUGUUAAGUCAAUGGCUAUGAUUGGUGGGAAGAUGAUGAAAGAGGAUCUUAAGAAGAUUAAUAAAAAUUCAUGUCAUGUGAUUAGUGGGACUCCAGGUAGAAUUUUAGAUAUGAUUAAAAGGCAAUUAUUAAACGUUAGAAAUAUUCAAAUUUUAGUGUUAGAUGAAGCUGAUGAACUGUUAAGUGAAAUAUUAGGUUUUAAACAACAAAUUUAUGAUAUCUUUGCUAAAUUACCGAAAAGUUGCCAAGUGGUAGUUGUGAGUGCAACAAUGGAUAAAAACAUUUUAGAAAUAACCAAAAAAUUUAUGAAUGAUCCCGUAAAGAUUUUAGUGAAACAAGAUGAAAUUUCUCUUGAGGGGAUUAAACAGUAUAUAGUCAAUGUUGAUAAAGAAGAUUGGAAAUUCGAUACUUUAUGUGAUAUUUAUGAUUCCUUGACUAUAACACAAUGUGUUAUUUUUUGUAAUACAAAGAAAAAGGUAGAUUGGUUAUCAGCAAAAUUGGCUCAAGCAAACUUUGCAGUCGUUUCCAUGCAUGGUGAUAUGAAACAGGAAGAUAGAGAUAAAGUUAUGAAUGAUUUUAGGACAGGCCAUUCCCGUGUUUUAAUAUCAACAGAUGUCUGGGCUCGUGGUAUAGAUGUGCAACAAGUUUCAUUGGUGAUAAAUUAUGAUUUACCUGAAAAUAUGGAAAAUUAUAUUCAUAGAAUAGGUAGAAGUGGAAGAUUCGGAAGAAAAGGUGUUGCAAUUAACUUCAUCACGAAGAGUGACGGAUCAACCUUGAAAGAGAUAGAGAGGUUUUAUCAUAUAAAGAUAAAUCCUAUGCCAGCCAACCUGGCAGACUUGUCAUAA
Messenger RNA from Naumovozyma dairenensis CBS 421, 1200 nucleotides. It is a transcript of the gene FAL1, whose product is annotated as ATP-dependent RNA helicase FAL1. Gene Ontology annotation, molecular function: mRNA binding; RNA helicase activity; ATP binding. Lineage: Eukaryota; Fungi; Ascomycota; Saccharomycetes; Saccharomycetales; Saccharomycetaceae. The coding region runs from base 1 to 1200 and encodes 399 amino acids. Gene Ontology annotation, cellular component: catalytic step 2 spliceosome; nucleolus. The record is from RefSeq and is a predicted model, not a curated record. The transcript has a single exon.